Molecule: messenger RNA, 7593 nt
Organism: Amoebophrya sp. A25
Lineage: Eukaryota; Dinophyceae; Syndiniales; Amoebophryaceae
Source: the annotation of a GenBank genome assembly
AGAGGCGAAAAGAUUACUAUCCCUCCUGGUCCCAUCUCCCCUUCCCCGGUUAUUGUUGACCUUUGACCUUCUCAUUAUUCCGAACUGUUAGCAAUUUCUGUAUUACGUUUCCUCUACGUGAAUCUUCAGUGUAGAAGAACUACUACUUGUUGAUCUGGCAGCUUUUGCAAUUAUCUACAUCAUGAUCUGCGUCGUUGAUAUUAUUCAAUCAUGGAUGAAGAGAGACCAAGAAUAACGAGAACGAACAAGAAGAUGAAAGGCCCAGUUUCUACCUCCGUGCUUCUGCUGGUUUCCCGGCUACUUCACCUCUGUUGGAGCCUUAUCGAAGACCACAAUGUUGUCGCGACGACGCAAGUUCAGCAGAGAAGAACAGGACAAGAACAUGGGAUGGAGAUCGAGAUGCGUUUUGUGCCCAGUCAACGUCACCAUAGGGCUGAUCGAAAAUCUCCUGGUGCGACGAAGAGUCUCCAUAGGACGAAGCGGGCAACGAAAAAAUCAGCAUCGUCAGCAAUACAGCUUGACGAUGAUGACCACGACCAGAGAGAACAUCUUCGUCAGAGUGAAAUCUUCGGAGUACAACAAGUAGGAGUUGAUCUCCACCAACAUGGUGCAGCACAAGGUCGCGGCGCAGAUGGGGAGCAUGAUUUGCAGUUGCGCAUCAGGGGCCAAGAAUUUCAUCUAGAACUUGACGUCGAAGGACCGUGGUCACAACAUUCGUCUCUCGUUUCCAUCAGAACCGAAAAUGGAGAAAAAGCGACGAAAACAACGCCUUGGCCUGCCCUUCUUCAACAGGAAAAGAAGGAGAAACGAAAGGUACUAGCGGCAGCAAAAAGUGCAACUAGUACUAAAACUACUUCUACUGCGUCUGCAUCAACUUCUGCGAUAACUGAGACAACAACUAAUAGUACGACUAAAAAAAGCGUGGAUGGGGAUGAGGAUGAUGCUAGAGGUGGGGCAGCAUUUUUGCAGGAAGACGAGGCAGAGCAUGCUUCCUCGGAUCGUGUCACCUACUUGUCGGAUUUCUUGUUUUUCCGUAGUCCGACCGCUGGCCAUGCAAUCGUGCGCCGGGAUAAUCAUAUUCUUACAACUAGCCGCCAAGAAGAAGGCAAUCAGAAAGAACGAUCAGUGUCUGGGCAACUUGUGGCUGCGAUGCUCUUGCACGACACUAUGCCUCAAGAGGUGACGGGUGGCGUGAUGGAUGAGCUACGCGGUUCUAAGAAACACAGAGGAGUAGAUGGAGCGCGUAGUCAGGAAAAGCAUGCCGCCCUAUUAUAUCCUCGUUUUCGAGCCAGGACUGCAAGUAGUCGCCCCAGUGGCUUUCUGCACAUCACUGGCGAAGCUUCGCUAAAAUUACCAGUAUUAGCACCGUCAUCUACUACAACUACAACACAAACAUCUCCUUCGACAUUCAAUGCUACCUCAUCGAACAGUUUGAUACAAAGAGGAAAAGGAGAUAAUCAUGCAAGUGCAAAUGCUGGGAUGAACGCAAGAAACACGUCGGCCUCGUUCUUCCAGUUGGCAGAGGUGCAUGCUGACACUCAACACGAAGAGCACAUGCACGAAGGGCUUCUAUUUGCAACAGAUACAAGUUGGAUGCCAUCACAUCAAGACGAGUCUGUUCUUUCGUCGCGAGCACGUCCUGCGUCGCUUGUCGAGGGUGUGGGCAACGAAGGGGGUUGGACACGGACACCAGUGCAGGCUCAACGGUUUCUUUUCAGUACGAUCGAGGCGCAAGUACGAAAGAAGCUACAGGUUGUUGACCAAAAACAUCCACCUUCGGCACUCCAGUCACACAAGGAAGAUACCACGAGCGACAAGAAAUCAUCGAAGUCCUCGCCAGCGUUCGUGGAAAUGAAGCCGCAACUUCAAAAGGGGGCAAAGAAACGGUUGUUGCGAGAAGAGCCAGGAGGUAGGGCGGGACAGGCACCACAGUCGAAGCGUUCUCUGACGCCCCGCCAUCAGGACUCACAGGUAGCUGAUGAAAUUGAAAACGCGAAUCAUGAUUCAGAUCUACCACAGGCACAAUCAUCGCAGAGCACUAGCACUACAGAAGGCUCGGAUGAUGGAAAGCUUUCUUCAAUGUGUAAGGCGUAGAUCCUGGCUCUUUUUUGGUUUUGGUAUGAUCCAGGGGUCGACUAGAAGGCGAAGGCGAACGCUGACCAACAUCAUGUUGUAGCUCUCUUGUUAUGUCAUUCGCUUUCAUGAUCACUGAGAUUUACAUCGGCAUGCAUCUGCUAGUAUCAAUGAAAAUCAAAAUGAAUACAUCCUGAUGAAAUUCGAACUUUAUUCUUCUCUAACCUGUUUCUGAAGAAAGUAACGACUUCCGAUGGCGGAGAGAUGUGGCUGGACACGGUUGAGGGACUGCAUAAUGGCUUCGGGAGGCCAGGAUUGCCUAGCGCCGAAUCAGGCCUUGGAGGCUUCACUUCCCCCAUCUCGUAUCAAGAAGCAGAAUCCUUGCAUGGUGGAGGAGAAUGCUAUUGUUAAGGCCAGCACGGGGUUAUUUUCUUGAUGCUCUACGAUGUUGUUGAAGUAAGUAACUUUUUUUGUAAGUACUAUGUUAUAGUUUCCAAGUACUUCUAUCCAAGUAAUAUAAGGCUCAAUGAUCCUUAACACGAACUGUGCUCCUCCUCUUUCAGUAUGUUGGUAUCUUUUUGAAGUUGAAAAGAACUCAGUAGAAGAAGUGAGUGUCAUGCGGCAUGCACUACGUGGAUUUUUCCCAACUUCUACAACAUUCCGAGUUUUUACUUGCGCUAAUGUCAGGGUGACGACCAUAUGCAUGAGAUGUACAUCGACCUUGUGGCGAACCGUGGGAUGCUCAAGUAUGUAGGGCAAGGAGAAACCGCGCAGGUACACAAAGAGAUGGGCGUUGCACUUUUUCAGUCAAGUUUCGUCUACGAGCACCAGUACAACGUGAUGCUUCGAGUGGGCAGAAGCAUCAUUUUCGCAGAUCCAGACGUGACCGACGAUGCGAUGGAAAGCUGCCCAAAGAGCGUGGGCAGUGAUCUUGCUGGAAACUGGGUGCACAAGCAGCUGAUGGCCCUCGCCCAUUCUCCGGACGCGCUACAACUCUAUCCGCAGUACAUAAACAGCGACGUGAGCGCCUCUGCCACGCACUACAUCACAUACUGUCCCGAGUAUUCCAACUUGCUUGGCCUGGCCUGGAAAGGAGCGGCUUGCGGUUUGAAGCCGGGAGAAAGUCCAGAUCUGGGGAUCAAUCAAUACACGGGCGGCACGACGUGGCAUACGCUGGCGCACGAGUUGGGCCACAACUUGGGCGCAGAUCACCCUGUAGACUCCGCAACGAUUAAGGCGGUCACCGCUAAUCCAUCUUUAUUCUUAUUCAUUGUCUGAGUAGUGCUUAAGAGAACAUAAACAGCUACUUUUACGUCCUUCAUCACUAUCUAUACCAUAGGGAUCCCUCAGCCGUAUGAUAACGGGCAUACUAUCUCAUGAAGGUGGAUCUCCACCGUUGUUGAUGAAUUUGGGCUACUACUAUCUCUAACGCGAAGUACGGCGUGGCCAAAGAAAAUGCCGGAAUUAUGGGGUACGGCGACUCGCGCUAUGAAGGCAUUUACCAGUUCAAAGAUCCAAACCGAGGCCUCAUGUGCGCACAUUUCAACUCGCUAGCUACUGGAAGACCGGGCACAAGGCAGAGAAAAUGCUUACCGUUAAGGCAGGCAUGGCAAUAUUUAUUUGAUGAAGGAAGCACUAAGAUGAAUGAACGAGCAUGUAGUUUUCCUCGCCAGUCCUUCUCAUGCAUUAUAUAUUUACUCGACAACAAAGUAGAUAUAAUUUUUUCAUCUCUCUGAAAAACAUUUGCAUAUCUUUAUCUAAUAUCGGAGCGAGAUGUGCCUUCGGACCGACAAUGCGACAGACUCAGCUAUCAAUGCGGCAAACACGCACAUUGUAAUCCCUACACCAAGACAUGUGAACUCGGGAUUCCUAUGACGCCGCUGAAGUGCACAGGGCUCGGCACAACCUGUAAGACAAGAACAUUGACCUCUGAUAAGCACUGUUGAUUUGGAGUCUCAGUCAUUUGCACUUACUUACAUCUUCUGACACCGAUAGAUGAUGAAAAACAUUCGCAUGACUUGUGUUUCUAGUAUACUCUCGCAGCGGAAAAUCUUCAGUAGGUUGCGCUGGGUGAAUCCUGGCCAUCUAGACUAGAGAGCACCACGAAAGGAGCCGGCGUCCUUGGUGGUCGAUUCCUCAGCCUCUCUGCUCUUCCUCGCUAUUGCUGGCACCGGAGUGCUCCGCAUAGCAUGGGGGCGACUCGUGCCCGGUGUGUGCUUGCUUGUAGCGACAGCGACCCCCCUCGCCAUAGGCGCGUCGCAGGCCCGCUCCAGUUUCGCGUGUCUUGGGCGCUCGGGUGCGGUUCCCGCGGCUGGGUCCGCGGUGGAGGAGCGUGCCGCGCUGCGGGGUCGUGGUUUUGCUUCCUUGAUUAGUGGUCGCAUUUGUGGGAUUGGCAAUCCCAUCGCGAGCGCUUUUGCGCCUGUCCUUUUUAUGGAGCAGCGGUUUGGCGGGAGCUGCAGCCGCAGACAUUCGCCAGUCUGAGGACUCAAAAAGGCUGUCGUCUGCGUCAGACGCCAGGAUCCUCGGAUGUCUCAGAAUUUCUGAGACCUCCUGGAAGCCUGAGGUCUGCGCCACACUUGAGGGUGUCUCUCUGUCCGGGGACAGAAUCAGUCUGGUGCACGCGGUCGGUUCCCGGACCGGAAAAAGCCCUGGCGUCCGCGUCAGACGCCCGACUUUUGCCAAGUCUCAGAAGUGAGGCCUUCGAAAUAACCGAAAGUCCUGGCGUCUGACGCAGACCUCAGCUUUUUCAGAGUUCCCGGGGCGCGAUAAAACUGCGACUACGCACUGCGGCCCUCGUUAUGACGCUUUCUGCAGCUUCUUCUAUAGGCCGUUGGACGCGUCGGGGGGCGCUGCGCCCGUGCUAUUGGCUCUGGGGUGCAGCUAGCAGGCUCGCAUGGCAGUUCUUCGACUUCGGGCCCUCGGGAAUGCGUGGCAGUGCUUUCUCGUUGGAUGCAAAGGUAGCGGAGGGGCUUGCCGCUGCCUAGAUGGCAGGCGUGUCUGUCUUACUUGUUGUGGGUGUGGCCAGGGGUCCGCUGAAAUUUUGCCGAUCGCGGAAUCACUCGCGUGUCUAACUUUGGAGAUUUCUUCGUGUCGGAGUCUUUACCUCUCCGGGGGUCCGUUUUGCUUGGUGGGCCCUCCUCGAGCUGCGGGCUCGCGGCACUCUGCGCCUACCGUUGUAACUAGCUUACUUGCUACAGUCUCCUUGAUUCAAGAUUUUUCGCCGAAAUUGCAUGCGUGUCCCAAAGUCAUGAAACAUGUGAUCGGAGAUCAUGUGCAGUCUGUUGGUUCUACUUUCCCUUUUUCUCUUGUUCAUCUUCUGCGUUGACGGCGAGACGAACUUCGACAGGGUGUGUGACGGCGACUGGAACAGCUACUACCACAGCGAUUGCAGCUACCCUCAGACACUGUUUUUUGAUCUAGGAGCCGCGCGGAGCGUCCACUGGUUCGACAUGUUCGGUGUGUUGACGGACCACUUCCCGCGCCGCUGGGUCUUAACCGGGUGCGAGCACGAAAUCGGUGGAGAGAAAGACCAAAAAGAAGAUUGCGACGUGGACAAGGAAGAAACCCUCGCAGAUCACACAGGGGAAGGCGAUUAUUUGGAGAGCAUAUCGCAUAACUACUACUACCGCGAUUACCGUUCGACACUGGGAGCACCGCAAUCUUUCGCUCUUAAUCCCAGCGCAAAGAAGUUUCGCUACUUCAAACUCAAGAUUCUGGACUCGAACGUGGUGACCGACAUGGCCAAGGACGCUGACAAGUACAAUGAGCCUCUCUUGAAGUAUCGCGCAUGCUCCGGAACUUCGGCUGUUCCCUCGACUGACUCACAAGGUCGGAAAGACUGCAUUUAAGGCACCCCAGGACAAAGAUUCGUAGUCAUAAAAGCAUAAGUGGAAGGGUUUUCUCAUUUUCAAGACUCGUCUUCCUUUAGGCUGUGUUGUCAUGACUCUUCCCUGUUGCUCUUGAUUCAAAGUAGCUGGUCAUCAUAGUUUUUCGAAUUACCUGAUAUGGGGACUCUCGCCAACAUGAAGAUUGUUCGAAAAUCUAAUCCAUUGCCCUCAACGCUAUUCGGUUCCGCAGCCUCGAUUUCGCACACGAUUCUGAAGGUUCUACACCAGACGCUCUGAGUAGCCCUUCGCGGAGCGCUGCGAUGGCAGUUCCUGUCGCAGGUGGUUCGGCUGGUGGUGCUCCCAAGGAUCCGUCAUUGGGGACGCUGGCGACAACAAGGGUCACAAUGAAAACGGACGGAAGCGAGCGCGAUGUCACUUAAGAAAACUACAGGAUUAAUUUCAAUUGUUCAUCGUAAUUUUUUUUUCACUGUAGAAGUACAUUACUGAGGAUUACUUCUAAUGGGCGUUGUAGUUGUACUAAAAAAAUCCAUAUGAUUCGCUAAUCAACGCUGCAUACCAUCUCGGCGCAGACGACGAGCGAGAAACUUCAGGCGAAACUGCUCGCGACUACUUCACCAAUCUGUGAAGUAGGUGAGUGGACCCAAUGGUCUGCCUGCUCCAGCAUCAAUUGCGGAGGCGUCCAGACACGAAUGCGAGAAACACUAGCGACCGGCAACCUAGACAAUCCUUGCCUCGAAGUACGACUCACCGUGGAAAGAAUGGUACUAGCUUAUAUUUUUGCUUCGGCAAUGACAGACUAUGACACUUCUCUUCGUGAAGCAUUCCCUAGGAUUCUUAACGGAUGAAGCCACAUGAAUCAGCUGACUAUAAUCUAGAAACCCUUACAGGAUAUCGGUUGAGAACACCUCCGAUGUAGGAUUCUGAAUGAUCCUUAGGAAUGUAUAUGAUGCGAAGCAGCAGGAGCGCCAGACUCUACUCAGAUCUUUGUUUUUCGUUCCUUUCAAAAUAUCACCAGAAUCACAAAAUUGCUAUCAUCAACUACAACUACAGGAAUGCACACCCGCAUGCGUUCCGCAGGAUCCGUACUAUAGCGUAUUCGAGGAUGAGGACGAGGAUGCUAUUCUGGGUUGGCUGACGCAGACAGUGUUACCAGGGUGGGGAAAUAUGCCUGACGAGGAAAAAAUUUUUUGGAUUAUCAUGGUGAGUACCGUGAUUUUUGUUUGCUGCGGCGGAUGCAGCGGAGGCUCUAGACGGGUUUCAGCGGAGGCGAAGGAAAUGAAAGUCGGGCAUCAGUUGACCGGUGCCUUCAAGGCUUCUCGGCAUUCAGACCACCACGAACCGCUUUCGGAUGACGAGGCAAGGCAGAAAAAACACCAUCAUCACAAGAAAAAUUAAGGAAAGAGACUAUUCGUCGUAUACUAUAAGAGCAAAAACUUUUCAUUGAUUACAUUAGACUUAAAUAUUCCUGAUAGAUUUUGAUCCAAGACUCUCUCACCAUUUAAUGACAUUCUUCGUUCAACAGGUGCAGGUGAUUAGACGGCAAUUGAUGUAGCGCAAGAUAAAAAUAUCAAGAAUUUGAGGAGGACCCGAGUGGUCGGAGCUAGGAGCAGGACGAACAACAGCGACCAGGAACUUCUAAGUAGGGGAAGCCGAGAGAGCUGUUGAGCCAUAG